CACUCACAGAAUGUCAAGAGAAAAACAAAUACUGGAUGCUUUGACAACCUCUCCUCGUGCUUUGACCUCGAUGGGCAUUGUCAAAAUUAUUUAUAAAGAUGUGCCUGAGGCUCUUUGGCCCAUGGCAGAGAACAAUGUCAAGCUUCAUCUGGAGAAACUUCGCAAAGAAAAUAAAAUAGUAAUUGAAGCAAGGCCAGGGGCAGAUGAUUUACACUGGAAAGCUGUGCCAUCAAAGAUAUAACAUUUCUAUUAAUAACACUGACAAAUUUUUUAAUGUUUUUUUUUACCAUUCAGAGAGAGGAAAAUCAUGAAACUGAUAAUUGGUGUAUAAUAGUAAUAAUUACAUAUGUUGUCAUAAUUAUAUUGUGUAAUAUAUAAAUGAUACAUUUUUGUUCUUUGCUGAAA
This is a messenger RNA of Amphimedon queenslandica, 405 nucleotides long. RefSeq names its product endoribonuclease LACTB2-like. The transcript has 4 exons. The coding region runs from base 11 to 241 and encodes 76 amino acids. NCBI's taxonomy places the organism in Eukaryota, Metazoa, Porifera, Demospongiae, Haplosclerida, Niphatidae. The record is from RefSeq and is a predicted model, not a curated record.